Molecule: messenger RNA, 4789 nt
Organism: Porites evermanni
Lineage: Eukaryota; Metazoa; Cnidaria; Anthozoa; Scleractinia; Poritidae
Source: the annotation of a GenBank genome assembly
AUGGAUAUUCAAACCUUGUUGAACAACCUUCAUGAAGAGUUAUCAUGUUCUGUGUGUAUGUCCAAGUACACCGAUCUAAAACAGUUGCCGUGCUUGCAUAGUUUUUUCCUUCAUUGUCUGAAUGGGAUUCAACGAACGAGUGGUAGACGAGAUAAAAUUGCGUGCCCGGAGUGUAGACAGGAAUUCAAUGUCCCUGAUAAUGGAAACCUAAAUGCUUUGCCAACAAACUUUCGUAUCAACAGCUUGCUCGAUGUAUUAGCUAUAAAGGAGUGCAGCACAACCGGAGUUAAGUGUGGAAAUUGCGACGAAAGAACCAAACAGAGCCAUUAUUGUUUCCAAUGUUACGUUUUCUGGUGCGAAGAGUGCAUUGGUCUCCACAAUAGGAUGAAAGCCAAUAAAGAUCACUAUGCCUUGGCAUUAGAAGACUUUCAAGAUCAAGACUUUGAGAACAUUUUAAAGAGGCCAGAAUUUUGUGCAAUGCCAGGCCACGAAAAGAAAGAAAUAGAGUUUUUUUGCAAGAUUUGUGAAGUAGCAAUUUGUAACGCUUGUGCAUUGACCGAUCAUGAUGGGCACGGAAAGAUUCUUCUGGAACAAGCUGCAAAUGAACGGAAGUUAAAAGUUAUGUCCGCGAUUGAAUCUCAGAGAAAAAGACCUCUAACAAAGAGAAGCAAAAUCACCAAACUUGACGAAAGCCUUAGUGAAGUUCAAGAACAAGCCGCUCGUGUGAAGAGAAACGUAAAAAAGUAUGCUGACAGCAUCAUUGCAACCAUUGAAGCAAAGAAACAGGAGAUCUUUGAUGAUGUGGAACGAAGGACAAAAGCAUCUCUUCAAAAAAAUGAAGGGCACGGAAAGAUUCUUCUGGAACAAGCUGCAGAUGAGCGGAAGUUAAGAGUUAAAUCUGCAAUUGAAUCUCAGAGAAAAAGAGCUCUAACAAAGAGAAGCAAAAUCACCAAGCUUGACAAAUACCAUAAUGAAGUUCAAGAACAAGCCGCUCGUUUGAAGAGAAACGUACAAGAGUAUGCUGACAGCAUUCAUGCAGCCAUUGAAACAAAGAAACUGGAGAUCUUUGAUGAUGUGGAACGAAGGACAAAAGCUUCUCUUCAAGAAAUUGGAAAGCAAAAAGAGGAGUUUGAAGAACAGGCUAAACAACAUGAAUCAGAAAUAAUAGAUACUGAAACCCUUUUAAAGCGAAGCACAAGCGCUAAACUCAUGCAGCCGAACGAGCAGAUGGACAAAAUAUUAAAGGAAGAAAAGAACCAAGAAGACAGAAGUGAUCGUGAUGACUGUCCAUUUCAGAAAUUUGAUUUUGUGGAGAAUCACAAGUUAUUUGAUCUCGUAAGCGCUGAACAAAUUGGUUCCCUUGAAACAAGAGCGCAACAAUCAAGUGCUGAUGGAAAAGGAAUCAGUGAGGCAAUUGUUGGACUUGAAGCACAGCUUGUCGUGACAACAAGAAACAAGAAAUGCCAAUCGUCUUACAAUAAUAAUGACUGUGUCACACUAGAAAUCAGUAAUCGGCAAGGCGAUAACAGCGCAGCUGAAGUGCAAGUCCAAGAUAACAAAGAUGGUACUUACAAGAUCAAAUAUUUUGCCAAAGAAACAGGAACAUGCAGUGCAUCAGUGAAGGUUAAUGGAGAACAUAUCCGUGGCAGCCCUUUUGAGGUUCAAGUCAAACCCAGACAGUUCAGACCUGUGUUAUCUUUUGGAGAACAAAUAUUGAAGAAACCUUUUGGGGUAGCAGUUAAGUGGCUGUCCACCUAAGAGCGGUCCGGCGAGUUUGGGAUCGCCCGUAAACCUUCCCUUUAGUUUUUGUGGGUGAAAAGGACUUAAUGAGGAAUGAUUAAAAUCGAGCGAAUUUUUUUCAAAAUCUUUUUCUGUGCUUCGCUACAGCAUAAAACUUCUUUCCUGUCUGAGAGCGCUUUUUCAACUUUAUUCAAUGGCCAAAAUUCAGUAAUUUUAAAAGCCGCGCUUCUUCGUAACGGAUAAAUGUCGCGAAAUUCUACAUAGUACAAUGGAUUUAGCUGCAUUUGACGUGUCCUACGACGGUAUCUUGGAUAAUUUGACGCAAAAUUAAAUAAAAUUAAUAAGAUCAAAGACGAGCCACUUUACCGUUUUUUUCUCCCUUGACAAAUUCCUCCAAAGUACUGGAGCUAAAAUCUCCAAAGCGGUACAAAAAUCACGGGCAAAAUGUACUUCACAGCAAAGAUCUGACCUUAUUCUGUUAGAAAAUAAACUCAAAGGUGCGGGUAUCAUUCUGCGUCGGACGCGAACAAGCGUUUUUGAGAGCUCCUUUUGUCGAUAUUUACCUAAAAUUGCAGGUUUGGCGCCUACAAUUAAACUCAUAUGAUAAGGCUGAUAUUUUUCUCACGGGGCAGAAUCUUGUUUUGGUAUGCUUCGUCAAAAUAACGCACAUUUGUUGUUUUGUAAGCCAUCUUAGGCCUGCAAACCGGCAUAAAAUGUCAUAAAAUACAUGUAGGAAUUCUUCAUCUACUCGUACAUUAUGCAAAUUUAAAAGCUCAUUUGCAGCGGGUUGUCGAUUUCAGCAAUUUUCAAAAUCGUAAAGAAUACAAUUCACUUCUGCUCAAACGAAGCCCUUUUUGAGUUUGGAGUCUCAGCAACUAAAAGGCUCUUUAAUAAAGACUGAAUUCAGCUCAAUUUCCUUUUGGGUUUUCUUCAUGGUCAUAUGCUAAUUAUAGGGAUUGUUGUCACGCAAUGAAAGCGGAUUUGGAGAGUUUGUAAAGGAGCAAGCAAGUUGAUGCCUCUUAGUCAAUGUAACAGGUGAGCGUUAUUACGGCUCAUUCGAGGCGUUGUCACUUAACGAAAAAAAAUAUUACAGAGAGCGAACUUACUUUGCAGCGGGCUGGGUAUUUGGUAAAACUGCGCAACAAGGUGAAAAAAUGUUUGCUUGUCCGAUACAUCGUGCGAACCUAGGGAAGGACUGGGGUAAUCCAACUGGCCGCACAGAAUGUCGAUAUCCAGACCAUAAGGGAAAACAGACUUGUGUAAAAAGUGACAGAGUGUCGGGGUCAGACUGUAAAAAUUGCCGCCAACCGAGAAACUUCCAAAAUCUCCUAGUGGUGUCUGCAAAUUCGAGGCUAGCGGAUGGGCGGCUACAGAAAUUAAGGGAAUUCAAAUUCAAAUCAUGUCAAAUGCUGGAAACGGAAAAAGAAACUCAAAUGGAAUAUGAGAUAAAUUUCUAUUUUAAAAAGGGUAUCCAGUUGCUAAGUUUCCAAGCUGAAGAUUGAUUACAUUUGAGAAGAAUUUAAUAACCGUACAGAGUUUGAGAUUUUAACAUAGCUGAAAUGGACAACCUGGCUGUAAACAAGCACGAUUUGCAUAUCCGACGGGUUGAUCAAGAAUGUCAAUUUAUGACAUUUUUUUCGGCUUUCAUUUAUACAAACUUAAAAAGGCUAGUGAAAAGAAAACAUAUGUUCGUUAUUUUGAGGAUACACAACAACAUUCUCAGCUGCUGAGAAAAUAUCUACUAAAUUAAAGUCGUUGUGUGUGAACCGUUAAGCGGGCAAAUCUAUGCAAAUAAUGCCGAAAAGAGGCUCUUAAAAACGUUUCAUCACGUCCAACGCAGAACGAUACCCGCACCUUUGACAUUAUUUUCUGACAGAAUAAGGUAAGAUCUUUGCUGUGAAGUGCAUGUUACCUGUGAUUUUUUUACCGCUUUGGAGAUUUUAGCUUUUACUUUAGAAGAAUUUGUCAAGGGCGAAAAAAAACCGCGAAGAGGCUUGUGUUUGAUUUUAUUAAUUUAAUUUAAUUUUGGGUCAAAUUAUUCCAAAUUCCGUUAAAGGACAAGUCAACUGCAGCUAAAUCCAUUGUACUAUGUAGAAUUUAGCGAUAUUUAUCCGUUACGAAGAAGCGCGGCUUUUAAAAUUACUGAAUUUCGGCCUUCGAAAAAGGUUGAAAAAGCGCGCUCAGACAGGAAAGAAGUUUUGUGCUGUAGCGAAGCACAGAAUAGGAUUUUGAAAAAAAUUGGUUCGAUUUUAAUAAUUCCUCAUUAAGUCCUUUUCACCCACAAAAAAUAAAGGGAAGGUUUACGGGCGAUUCCAAACUCGCCGGACCGCUCUUAGGUGGACAGCCACUUAAUGAACAAGAUGAAAUUGCAGUGAGUGACGUUGGUAACCAUAAGAUUCAUUUAUUCAAGAGCGGUGGAACUCAUAUUAAAUCUUUUGGUGGAGAGGGAGCAGAACACGGUGAGUUCGACUGGCCUUCCGGAAUAGCGUAUCAUGGUGACAACAUUAUUGUAGCUGAACAGGGUAACCACAGAGUUCAAGAACUGAGCAGACAGGGGGAAUACCUUCGCCACUUUGGGGGAAGUCUUGAUCACCAACUUAACUAUCCUAUUGGUUUAUCUAUUGACAGUGAUGGCAAUAUCAUUGUAGCUGAUAAGGAAAACAAAUUAAUUAAGAUCUUUACCGCUGAUGGACAGUUUUUACAUAAACUUGGCACAAAGGGCUGUUUCACUGAACCCUAUCACUGUAUUCAACAUGACAACUAUCUUAUAGUAUCAGACUAUCGUGACCAUUCUGUAAAAUUAUUUGAUAGAGAGGGUAAGUUUCUUUACAAAUUUGGGAAGAAGGGAAAUGCAGACAGGGAGUUUAACUCACCUCACUGCUUGUCCAUGGACAAAGCAGGGCACCUGAUGGUUUGUGAUACUUACAAUCACAGGAUUCAGGUGUUUGAUCUGAGUGGGAAGUUUGUCGCUAAGUUUGGAACAACAGGAAGCGGGAUGGGAGAGUUUAAUGUACCGGUCUCAGUAGCACUCUUAGUGAUGACAAAAUAG